UACCUGUUCAUGACAACCUGUUCGUACCUGUGCUAGAAAUUAUUUUUCGAAAUAAUGAUCUUUUGUUUAAAAUUCAUAAAAUGAUAACUAUGCUGAAAAUUAGUGUUUAAGUACAAUGGAGUAAUGUUUAAAAAUUAAAUGAUCAAGUCAUUUUUAAAGGAAGAAAAUAGAAGAAUUUAUAAUCUAAAUUUGGAUUGGAUUUAAACUAAGAAUGGAAGAAAUAAAAGAAAAACCAAAGCCAUUGAAAGUAGACCAAGGAACAGGCACGUCUACUGAGGAAACUGAAACACUUAAUACAUCCUCUAAAGUUGACCAAGGUACAGAUCCUCUACCUGUGGUAACACCAGAACAAUCAGUCAACCAGGAGGAGGAAACUUUCUCCCCAGAAGACCAAGACAAACCAUUAAGGGUCGAUCAGGGAACCGGAACUGAAGACAUGGGGGCUGGGGCCUCAAAAGAUGGAGAAGUUGUGGAUGACGAUGAGCAGUAUGUCCAACGACCAGAAAGGAAGAGGAGUAAUGAAGCCAAUCAGGAACCUGGACCCUCCUCUCCACAUAGAGGACUACAACAGAGACCUUCUAUAAGUAGGCGGCUGACAGCUCAGAGUAAAAGUAGCUCACAAUCAUCAAGAACAGAUGACAAAAAUGAUGUUUUGAAAUAUAUUGAAGGCCAAGCAGAACCUGUUGUAUCAGUUUCAGCCAAUGGAUUUGCAGUACCAGAAAUCACUAUCAUGGAGGGUCAGACUGUUACAUUUUUAUAUGAGGAGGCAAGACCAACAAAUAAUGUUAUUCAGGUGAUACAUGAUGGAGACAAGCUACGUCCUGUUAUUGGUGGUUUUUCAUGUGAUAUAAAUAAAUGUAAAGGAAAAUAUAAUCAACAGUUUAACUUGGAAGGAGAAUACAAAUUUGCCAUAAACAAUGUGAGAUGUACUCCAUUAACAGUUGUUGUGAAACGAAGGACAGAUUUAUUGGCAGAAAUAACAGAUGAUGGGUUUAAUCCAAAGAAGAUAUACAUAGACCAGGGCCACUCUAUAAAAUGGCAAUGGAAACAGUGUACAGCCCCACACUCUGUACAGGAAGUCAAAUAUUGUAUAGAGAAAGGCUGCUUUAAAAAGGAGGCAGAAAAUGCAGAGGUUGUUAAAACAGUAACAGGAAGUUUCAGACAAACUUUCACGAGACCAGGCCUAUACUUUUUCCAGACGGAGAGUGGUGAAGUUGAGAAAGUUCAUCAUUGUGCGGUACAUGUCAGAGAAACACAAAGAGAAUACAAAGUAGAACUAUUAGACAGAUCCUUCCAGCCAAUGAUAUUGUUGAUAGAGGAGGGUGACAGAGUAUGGUGGUUCUGGGACAAAUUUAAAUGUAAGAAGCUACACAGUGUAUACCAGAUAGAGGCUCCAACUGGUGAACAUGGAGAUGACGAACCUUAUGAACCUGUACAAAAUGGAUUCAGAAGUUCUGUUCCAAGUAAACAAGGCCUACUGUCCCAUGAAUUCUACACUCCAGGAGUUUAUUAUUACUCAGAUCAGAACUUCCAAGAAGCUGCAGAAUACAUAGGAACAAUUAUAGUCAAGCCAAAACAGAAGGAACACUAUGUAGACUUAACAGAGAAAGGCUUUACACAAGAUGUUGUGAACGCCCAGACAGGAGACAGAAUUUGGUGGACCUGGGAUGCGGAAGAAAGUCUUAAAAGAGAUCACAUAUUUCAUAUAUCUGAAGUUGAUAAAAUGCUUAACCCACUUGCUAAAUUACCCACUUCUGAAAAUGAAAAAUACCACCACCUAAAUGAGGAUGCCAUCAGACUUUGUACAAGUGUUGGUCUGGCAACUACGCAAUACACUACCAUAGGGGUGUAUAAUUACAGAAUCGUGAAUGGACCAGAUAGCAUGAAUACAUGUUCAGUAAUAGUUAAUCCUGGACCAAAGAACCAUACAAUACAUCUGACAGACAAUGGAUUUGAACCUAAAGUGAUCACAGUCCGUCCUAAUGAUAGAGUCUGGUGGGUGUGGCAGUCAAGUAAAAAACCACAUGAUAUCAUUCAAGUAUCUCACCAAGGCAAGCCAAUAGAUGAUGGAUUCUGUAGUGGACAGGCCAGAGAUGCCCCCUCAGCCUUUAUGCAUCAGUUUAUGGCACCAGGUGUAUUCUAUUUUAUCAGUUCUGUUUUGCCAAAAGUAUUUGGUGCUAUUGUUGUUUCAACACAACCACAGGUACAUGAAGUGAAUGUAGCAUUAGAGAUCAGACCAGACCCAGUAACAAUCAAAUGUAAUGACAUUGUAUGUUGGAUAUUUAGAGGAUUGAGGUCAUAUGAUGUGGCUGAAGUUAAAAAUGUUGAUCAGCUCACGACAGAGGAAUUAGAAUCAGCAGCCGUCACACCAAGACGAUGUAUAUCACAAGCUGUACAGAAGACAGGAGUAAUACAUUUCUACAGUAAAUCAUUCAAAAGACAGAAGAAAGAGUCUGAUAAUGUAUACUCUGGUCCAAUGAUUGUGGUUGAGGGGAAUGAAGAAUUGAUGGAUGACAUCAGAGUUAGCAGUGUGAUUUGUGAUGAGCGCUAUGACAAUCAAGUAUGUCGUUUGGAUUCAGAAGGUUUCCAUCCACACUUCCUGUAUGUAACAAAGGGUCAGAGUGUUUUAUGGACCUGGAAAGGGAAUGAAGAAGCUCAUAACAUUAUACAUGUAUCAUCUCCUGAAAGCAAGGAAAUGUCAAAUGCACCUACCCAAGAAAAUGAAGAACCAUUGAAUGUGAUAUCUGGACCAAAAGCCUUUAACAGUGGGAAGCCUACAUCUGACAACAGUUUCCUGUAUACAUUUGAUGAGCCAGGAUCUUACACAGUGGCUUCACAGGGAGCACCUGGUUAUUCCUGUAUCGUAUUUGUCCUGGCAGCAGCUGGAAGAGUGUCUGAUCCUUUUAUAUCGUCAGUAGAUGGAGGGUCGGUUAACAGUGGGACAAAAAUUACAUUAGGUUGUGAUUCUCCUGGUUCCAAGAUAUAUUUCACCAUAGAUGGAGCACCACCAGAGUUACAUCUAGACUCAGCAAAGCUAUACACAGAGAAGGGUAUAAAGUUGAAGACUCCAGGAUUGUGUUUUGUUAGAUUCAUGGCUGUCAAAGAAGGCUUUCUUAACAGUCAUAUUAUAACUUCAAGACGAUACUUUGUACUACCAGAAGAGAGUGACACACAAGAUGACACAAGUGAUUCUGAUGCAUCUGUUGUUUCUGAUAAGAAACCAUCACCUAAGACAAAGAAGCAUUGGACAUGGUGGGACUGUGUACCAACAGUAAAAGCCUGCUUUACAGGACCUGGAAUUAUGGAGAUAUUCUGGGAUUCACCAGAUGAAAGUAAUUUGUUGCUUAUCAAAGGGUACCAGCUUUUUUUGAAUGGUGUAUCAUACUGUGAGAUGUUCCCUCCUAAUAACAAUAGUAUAAACAUCAGUGGAUUGGCUGGUGGACGAUUGUAUGAAGUUGUUGUGGAAGUAUACUCCACCAAUCCUAAACAAUCUCCACAGAUGUCUAACAAAUUGAUGAUGAAGUGUCCAUUAGUUUCAAAUGAUGGAGGACCAAUUAUCUCCCUUGAGAGGACAGAAAAAGAGGAUGCCAUAUCAGUUGUAUGGAUGUCCAUAGAUUCCAGAUCAUACCCCAUUUCUGGCUAUCUUGUUUUCCUGAAUGACCAACAGUGUGGAUCAAGGCUUGUACCUGAUCCAGACAGUAAUAGAUGUAAAGUUGUCAUUGGUGGAUGUGAAUUAGGUGUCUCACAUAAAGUCUAUGUGGUAGCAUUACCAAAAGGCGAAGUUGAUGACUCUAAAGUAUCAAAUCUUCUAGAAGUGACCUUACCCCUGUAUGUAAGUGAGAUAGUGCUGCCACCUGAAGGUAAACGUCUGGAAGAAGAGGAGCUAUACCUAGAGUAUAUUGAGAUACACGAAGGAUCAGGUUACCUACAGGCUAUGGAUGAAAGUAUAAAUAAAGCUAGUAGAGCAGAAGUUAAUGAAAGAAAUAGAUUUAAAAAAGAUGUGACCUCUUCAAGUUCACAGAGGUCAGCAAGUUCACAUCGUUCAGUUGUUAGAUUAAGACGCUUAGAUGAAACCAGGAUGAAAAAAAUCCCUGAGACCAUAGUUGAAGUGGAACAGCGGAAAUAUAAAGCGGAUUCUGAGGACCAAAGCAGUAUGACAGAUGAUUCAAAGAAACCUCCAGGGGGACGUUCUAGGCAAAGACUAGCUUCUAUGUCAGAGGAAUCUGAAAGUGAAAGUGAAAGUAGUGAAACUGAUUCUGAUUCUGAAACCUCUGAAACUGAUACAGAAACAGAAACUGAUGAUUAUGCCCUCCCCAGUGAAGGAAGUAUGGUUGUCAUGGAUGCACAGAGACCAUAUGAUGAGGUCAGAGUUCAAAGACGUGAGAGAGAAAUUGGUAGAGGUAGCUCAAGGAGACUGAAGGAAUAUGAGGGUGUUGUUGAAAGAAAAUCUGAAUAUUCUCCAAGACCUCCAGAAACUCCAAAAUCCAGCCGUCAUUCUGGAGGUAGAAAGCAGCGAUUGGCUCUUCUUGAAGUCCAGGAUGAGGUUGAACUAAAUAGUAGUACUGUAGAUGGCAGCUUUGUUGAAGAACGACGGGUGGCUGUCCCUGGUGACAAGUUAGGGGCCAGCAGAAGGAGAAUUAUUGAUGAAGGACAGAUGAUAACUAGUGAUGGAGAUGGAAUCCUUCCAGCGCCCUCUAUUAGUGUUGAAAGUCGUGGUAAGAAUGGUCUCCGUGUGUGUUGGAAGAGAUCUACAAAAGGAGUAGACCCUAAAUAUAAACUGUUGCUGCAUGUUGUCAAUAUUGUUGGGACAAAGUUUGCUAAAGAAAUCAAUAAUAGUGAUAUCAGUUUUGAAUGUAACUUGGUUGAGCAUAAUAAGCCAGUGAGAGGCUUACAACAUUGUUGGAAUGUUAUAGAUAAAGAUAGAUGUGAUAUAAAAGGAUUGGUUUCUGGUAUGACCUACAGGGUGUAUGUUAUUGCCAAUUAUACAAUGUUACAUGGAGAACAGCCAUGUGAAAUACAGACCUCUUCAUCUGUCAUCUAUUAUACCACUGUUGGACCACCACGUGCACCUAAACUAAAGAUUGUCAGUGUAGAUAUGUACCAGGCUUUGAUAGAAUGGGAUCAACCAAGUUUCCACAAAGAUCUACAGAUCAAAGGAUUCCAGAUUUAUGUAGAUAAUAAACCCUUAGGUAGAGUGAGGAAUAAGGACACCAGACAAAUGCUGAUCAACAAUAUGGUGGCAGGUAGAACUAUGAGUGUUUAUGUUGUGGCUGUUGCCCAACAAGGUGGCAUCGAAAGUGAGCCUUCACGUAAACUUCACAUCACAUGUCCAAGGAGGCCACCUGCAGUUGCAAUUACCCAGCAACCCUCACAUAAAGCAGGAUGUGUGUUAAUUUCCUGGAACAGACCAGAAGGACACACUUAUUCUUCUAAUGAAGAGGAUAUUUCUUUAUAUGGAAUUUAUGUGGAUGGUAAAUGGUAUGGAAAAAUCACAGCAAGUAAAGCCAGCAAUCGUAAUGGCUACCAGUACUAUUUGAAUGACCUUCCCCCUGAACAGACACAUGACAUCAAUGUCAAGGCCAUUGCUGGGUUUAAUAGAGUUGACCCUGACAGUUCCCAUGUCUUCUCACUCAGUGAUAGUCCUAUGUCAAACUCACUACCUGUGUCAGCCCCUGCAGCCCCUAAAUCUCCAAAACUUAUGCUUGAAGGGCUUCACACAGAUGGUAUAGAUGUCAGUUGGCAGGCUCCUCAGCAGUUUGGUGAUGCUUCAAUAUCUGGCUAUCAAAUGUUGAAGAAUGGGAAACUUUAUGGAUCUAUAAUACCAUCAGAUGUCAAUAGUUUACGUAUCAGAGAUAUUACACUGGGAGAAAAGAUACAACUACAGUUGAUAGCCUUGACCGACCAUCCUGUCGGUAAAAAUGAGAGACGCCAUGAAAUACAUGGAGACAGGGAUUCUGGGAUUGAUGGAUCAGGACAACCAGAGGAUAGAGGAACUUCUAGUGCACGCUUUGAUAAACAAAAAAUGAUUUUGUUUACACAAGAUAUAUUAUCUAAUGGGUCUAACGGAUGGCCUUUGGUUGAUACUAACAUCAGUGAUUUGUUCCUUGGUGAUCGAUAUGCUGGUUGCAGACCUGGUGCUAAGUUGACGGUUCAUUACACAGGCCUUGUCCUACCUCCAUCAGCAGUCUGGUGUGAACAAGUGUCAGGACACUCAGCAUUGAUUGUUUGGAACAAAGAUGAUGAGCCAAGAAGUCAUUUUAUCAGACCUGAAAAUUACCAGGUGACAUGGUGGCCGGGAGAUCGUCCUGAGGAUGAAAUCAACAGUGAUAGCACAAAUGAUAACGCUUUACUGAUAACCAAUCUCAGACCAUCAACGUCUUACACAGUGGUAGUUGAGGCCAGGAAAAUGGAAAAAUACAAAGACAUUGAUGAAGAGGAGAAUAAAGGAAAACAUUCAACCAUGAACUCCUUCAUUAUUGCCUCCAAAGCAGAACCACUGACCAUAAAAACAGCUCGGCCACCUGACCCUCCAUCAAACCUGGGUACAAUGGCCACAACAUGCUCUGGUAUAAAGUUAGCAUGGGAUCAACCAAGAGAACAUGGUGUAGAGGUUAUAGGAAUCAGAGUUGAUGCAGUUUCACUAAAUACCAGUGAACCACAUCAUGUUAGUGUUGACGUACUACCAGAUUCCAAAGAAGCGAAUAUUGAAUAUCUUCGGGAAAAAACAGACUAUCUCCUUCGUGUCACUGCCAUAACAGAUGAAUAUUUUGAUCGUUUGCCAGAAAAGCACAAACUUAAAAAACUAAAAGCUUUGCCAAAAGACAUGAUGAUUAACUCAGAAGAUUCAAAAUGGCUGCCAAAUUCUAGUAUUAUCAGUAAAACAGCUGGUACUGAGCCACCAGCAAACAUCAGGGUUUCCAAAGCAUCUACGAAUAAUAUGAAAUUAACAUGGACACCACCUAUUGUGUAUGGAUCUAAUAAAUUGACUGGUCAGAUUGUACGAUGGUGGGAUGUCAAAGCCACUAAACAUGUUGAUGAUGAUUUUCAUGUUGCUUGCCAUAAGAAUCUUCUGCCUUCAGAUGAUUCUGUUGUGAUUGAAGAUUUAGUGCCUGGAAUUCAGUAUAAAAUAGUCAUUGAGGCUGUAGUCAGUGUCAAAACAGCGUUGGAGAAAGACAGGAAUGAUGGUGGCAUUGAAGCAAACAGACGAACAGCCCAUGUCAUGUCAAAACCCAUGUUUGCCAGAGCACGUGCUCCAACAGAACCACCAAGACUCUAUAUUACUGGUUAUACUCAAACUACAGCACAGUUAUAUUGGGAGAAGCCUUUAUUGGUCACAGUUACAGGGAAAGAUGAAAACGGGAAAGUGAAAUAUCUACGCAGAUACUUAGAAGGAUACAAAUUGGAAAUUAAUGGAAAAACAUAUAGUUGUCUUGGACCUAAUUCACAAAGUUGUGCACUAACUAAAUGUAAACCUGGAAAGAAAUACUUAAUUAAUCUUGUAGCUUUAACAUGUACUGAGGAAGGCAAGAAAGAAAGAAAAAGAAAGUAUAAAGGAGUAUACAGGACAGUAAAUCCUCAGAACAUUGAUUACUGUGCCAUCCUUGAUGAUGAAGACAAUUUGGAUGCUUCACCUUCAGAAACAUUAGAGGUCGUAUUACCAAGAACUCAGGAGGGAAAUAUAAAUACUUUGAGUUGUCGUUAUACACACACUGAGGAUCGUGACAACAGAACAUUUGGUGACAUUGAACUUGAUUGGGACAUUCAAGGAGAAGACGUAAAUCUAUUAAAACAGUUUAAUAUUGUGUGGUAUAAUGAUGAUGAUAGAGUUAUACAGACCAAAUAUGUCAGUCCCGACUUCAGACAUACAGUUGUGCCUGUCACCAAGAACAAAUCAGUGUAUUACAUGACUGUGGAACCAAGUUACUUCACUGAAACCCUCCCACAAGGGCCCCAAAGUAUACAGCUAGUCAUCCCUGGACCCCCUGACUCUCCAGAGAUCUUCACUAAAUCAGUUAGUCCAGAAGAGUUUGUUAUAGAAUGGGGAGAACCAAGAUUGUACGGAGGAGUAAGGGUUAGAGGUUACCAGGUUUAUUUGAAUGACAAGAAAGCUGGUAAUGAACUGAACCAUUCACACAGGAAAGCUGUAAUACCAUGUAAACCUAACAGGAAUUACAGAGUACAAUUAAUCGCCUUGAGUACCAACCCAGAAUAUAGUGACUCACCAAAAUCUAAUGCCUUGUUUAUAUCAACAAACAUUAAUUCCCCAGGCCCCACUAGGGGUAAUGAUGACUGGAAAAUGGACGAUGACCAGGACAUACCAGUCACAGUCACUAAUAUUACAGAUUCCUCUAUACAUCUUGAUUGGAGUAACUUCCUUGAGAUUGAUGGAAUUACAGGUUACAAAAUACAAUGGAGCAGUGUGGCUCAACCAGCACAAAGAGAAGUUAGACUUUCUAGUCAGGACAGUAGUUGUGUGAUCAACAACUGUCUGCCAGGUACAACACAUUUUGUCCGUCUGCUGGCACUUGUAGAUGAUGGACAGAUCAAAGAGAGGUCAAAACAAUAUACAAUACAGACUUCUGCUCCUGCAGAUAGUCCAGUUCAGACCGUAAGGGCCUGUAAUUUCCGUUACAUUGCUGUACAAUGGGAUAAACCUAAUACCUAUGGUGAUGCUGUGAUAACUGGGUACAAAGUGUAUGUUAACGGGAUUGUAGAAUCUAUUCUCAAUGCUGACCAGCUUAGCUUUACAUUCACACAUGGAAAAUGGUGCCAAGAAUAUGCAUUUCAAGUCCAGGCCUUAACUUCAUUUGAGAAACUUCAUAGUAAAGUUUCUGAGCCACUACUAGUCACAUGGCCUGGAUGUAAGCCACCAAUGUUGAAACGUCUACCAACCCAUAGCAGUUCUAAUAUGAAGAUUGGAUGGGAAGACCCAUAUCUCACUGAUGGGGUCAAGAUCAAACAUUUUAGAGCUUGUUGCAUAGAGGAAGGGACAGAGAAAAUGGUUCAAAGUAUUGGGCCAAUACAUCCAGAUAGCCGUGAAGCAGAAUUCAAGCAUUUAAAGAAAGGCAGCUAUAGUGUUUAUGUAGAAAUUCAUUUAUAUGGUACAAGUGAAAUAGUUUGUACUGAGGCCAUCAGAUUACAACCAGCCUUGUCACCUGACCCCCCACGUAUCAUGGUGACAGUUGUAGGGUUAGAGGAACGUAGGACCAUUGAGAAAGUAACAUGUGAUCUAGUCAACAUCAGGGACAGGUUGAUAAGAAAAGUUGGUCACAAAUUAAAGGAAAUUGGUGCCUUGUCCAACCCAAUACGUGCUGAGAAGAACAGAGAUGUGAUAGAAGGAGCCCAUACCUUGUCUCGAGUAGAGGAAUAUUUAGAAGAGUGCUUUUUGGCGUUACAGCAUUUUACAGGUUAUUUGGAAGCACAUGUUAGCUGGUCUUGUCCACAAACCAGAUCUGAAAUGGUUGUCGCUGGUUACAAAGUUUUGAUUGAUGGCAAACAGUAUGGUAGUGCCAUGCAUGAAGGAGUGAAAACUGUUAGAAUUAAGCUAGGACUAGAACAGCCAGUGUACAGAUUGUCUAUGAUAUCCAUGACAGACAAGCCACAGGCUACCAGUGAAGAUUCUAAUAUUGUAGAGUUAUUAUCGGAUCAAUUCAAACCAUUUGCCUUCUAUUGUUAUCAUGCCGUCCAUGCUGAAGGCAUGAAGUGGCCAAACCAAGGCUGUUGCAAGUUUUCAGAUUCACUGGCUUAUGAAAGACAAGCUGCUAAAAAAUUGGCCAAUCAGGGAUUACUUAAGAAACGAGUACCUCCACCAUCUUGUAGUCUGUUAGAUAUAUUUGAUGGUGAAUACAAGCCUUUCCUAUCUACACACAGUAAACAGUAUGCUACAGCAGUCCUGUUCUGGACACCUUGGUGCCUUGCUUCUCAGACUUUCAUUAAUUACUAUGCUAGAUUUGCAAAAGAACAUUCAUCACAGUACAACUUUAUAGCAGUGUCUUGUGGUGUGAAUGCCACAUCUGCCGCCAACAGGAAGUCACUUAUUCACAGAAUAACAUCCAGUGGUUGGCGGGAGGAUAGAUCUGUAUGGCAUUGCACUAGUCAAUGUGCCAGUUCUAUAGAUGAAGCUAGCAGUAAAGUAUGGAAAACUACAAUGUCAGGUGCUCCGAGGAAACCUGAAGACAACAAUGCUCCUAACGUUGAUUUAACAGAGAUCCUGGGAAUAGCAGGAGUACCAACAUUACUUGUUAUACACCCAGAUGGAUAUAUUGCAUGGCAUGGGAGAUAUCGUGCCUAUGACUACGCAGGUUUUAGUUCCUUCAUGCAGCAUACAUUGAGUGAAGUUCUCAAUGUACCUAGUCCAGCCUAUGGAUAUGAUGCCUUUAAAAAUAAUAUCACAUUGGAUGAUGAUGCUGUUGAAUCAGUAUUAAGGAUUGUACGGGAUCCUACAAGAAGUACAAUUGUAAGAAUUCCAUCAGAGAGACCACCAAGUCCAGAACCUAUGAUGGAGAGCAAAUACGCUGAUGAAAAGACUGUGGAACAAUUAUUUAUCAAACGUAAACAACACAGUCCAAGAUCCCGCAGGAAGAAAUUAACUGUCAAUCAUCGACCUUACUCCGCCUCAGCUUAUGUACAGUUAUUGAAAAGUCCAUAUAUGCAGAAAGUUGUCCCCUCUCCAAAAGUGCUAAAUAAAAUGCUACGACCAGCCAGUGGUCCAAGUGGUGGGCCACGAUAAGGUUAAUGGAUUACAAAUGUUCUCUAAGGAACAGGACAUAUGAAAUGAAAGAUAACUAUUUUGUAUGAAAAACUUGAUUUAACCGGUUGGUAAAGGUUGAAGAAAUGUAAUGAAACUAAUUGUUUAUCAUUUGAUUAAGUUUCAUUAGAAAAUACAUAUCAGGGUGAAAAUGUUAGAAAAAAAGAUUUUUGUGUAAAAGAUUUCACCAGUCACCCUUGUGUAAGGUCCAAUGAUAGUUUUGUAGCAAACUGUCAGAAAAAUAGAUCAAAUCAAAAUAUUUGUAUUAGUUUAUAAUAUUGAAUUUGCAUUUAUUUCUGUUUAAUGACCAUAGUGUGGUUUUGUCUAGCGGUGUAUGGUAUUUUCCUUUAAUUAGCUAUUUUAGAUAUAAUUAAUUCAAAAUUGCCUUCCAUACUCUGUCCAAUUUAUUUUUUUAAAUGUUGGUGAGUUCAAAGGUUAAUAACUAUUCUAUCAAGGAAGUAUUUCCAAAUUUUUAAAUAUAUAAACACUUAAUUUAAUGUUUAUUUUUUCAAAAACAUUAGGACAAAAAAUUAUUUACUCUUUUGUACUGUUAUAAUUUAUUAAUGGAGCUAGUGCACUUUUUACACAGAUAUCAAUGGUCCUAAAAAUUUAGAUCAUGAAGUAAAAUACUUUCAAAUUUAAUGUUUGCAUCUUAAUCGUAGACAGUGUGUCUAAGGCAAAUGUAAAAUAAAUGAUGCAUACAUUUGUUAUUUUUAAAAUGUAUGCUGUAAUGGAAAAUAUUAAUGUUAAAAAUGCACCUUAUUACAUUGCACUUGUUAUUUUGUAUAUAAUUAUUUAGUUUUUUUAAUCAUGAAUCAAAAUCAGUAAAUAACAAAUUUACUGCCAGUUAAAUUCCUUGCAUAGAGCAACAUCUUAAAAUAGUAAUGUAUUAUUAUAUGACUACAGAAACUAUUUUCUGAAUGGUUGAGAUCCUUGCAGUAACAAUAUUAAAUUUAAUUUUAUAAUUGCGCAACAUAAUGAAUAAAUAUUAUGACAUUAAUGUCUGGUACAAAGAAAAAUCAAAGAAGAUAUUGUGAGAGGACCUUCGUUGAAUAAACUUGAAAUUAUAUGAACAAGUUAUAUAAACUUGUAAACUACAAAUUUCCAUCUUUUGGGAUAAAUUACAAAAACUACUAACGAUUUAGCCUCUGAAGAAGGUCUAUUAAAGGACAUAAACCGGUCGGCCUACAUAUUUGUAUCAGGCGCUGUUAUUAAGGUUGUAACAAUAUAUUUUCCUAUAUUUUACUAAUGAUUUACCAGUUAGUAGAAAAGUAAUCAAUAUGCAUUUAAAGGUCACAGGCAGAGGUUGAUAUAUCUUUACAUAGGAUACUGAAGCCACUUUGUAUGUAUUGAAUUAAAACAGAUUUAUUAUAUAUAUUAUUUCCUCAAUUGAUACUUAUUUACGUAUGUUUGAAGGUUGUGUAAAAUUGAAAGUUUAUCUUGCACAUUUCGUAAUUGUACAGAGUAUUUAUUCAAGCGUAACUGUGAUAUCAGAGACUUUUACCCAGCCUGCUUGAGACGUUUUAAUUUUUGAAAUGUAUAAAUAUGAUGAUUUUUCUCUCAAAAUUGUGGAAAAUACAGGCAGGUAAUUUUACUUGUUUUUAAAAACCUGGUGAUACCUGAAUUGCUUUAGUUAUUGCACUGUAUACCAAAGAUUUAUUAAGUCGUUAUAUAAACUGUAAUAGACAACGAAUAUCAGUGAAGCUUCAUUCCCACAUUCAGGCACUUUAUUAACUAGGUUUACAUUUUUUUAAAUAUUGAUAUGAAAGUGAGGGUAAGGGGAUUGAAUCAUGAAGAAUAAAUACUUUUAGACUUCUUGUAUAUUUUUCUGAAAUUUAUUAAAUAAACAAACUAUAGAUGUUUAUUUACUACAGCAUAGUGUAGACUUAAGUUUUUGUGAAAUUAAUUUUGUAGUAUAAUUUAUCAUAUUUGGAAGAUUUUUGUUUUUAUUGUUAUGUUCUCACUAAAUUGUGCUUGUUAACAUUUUCUGAGGAAUUAUUCCCAAAAUAUGAAGAUUGAAAAGUUUUCUUCAUUUCUGGAAAAUAAUUGACACAGCAUACUGUUGUCAAGAAAGGGUUUAUUUUUAGACAUAUCAGGGUUCUCCACCAAAAAACACAUGGGCAGUUCUAUACAUUUCCAACAUUUUUAACUAAUAUUUAAUAGUUAAAAUAACUUAUUUAUUUAAUAUACUGAAGGAUAUUAAGCAUGUUAAUAUAUUACCAAAUUUAAUAUAAUAUAUAAAGUACCCUCAUUAAAAGACAAUAUUGGUGAAUAUUUUCAGAUUAUUAUAGGUGUAUUUUGGCACCAUUCAUAUAUAUUUCUUGCCAAAAAAAAUUAUUAUUACAAUUUACCGUCCUAUUAUUCCAUGUGAUAUUUUUUCUUAACUUUUAUUUGUAAUCACUGACAGAAAUUUAUUUUAGAAGUAUCUAUAUAUAUUUGUCCGACAUUCCAUUUUGUUAUUGAAAUGUUUUCCGUCCAAAACAUACUUGUGAUAAAAAAUAUCCACAUACAUCUUUUUUGUGGAAUGUUUAGGCCGUAUUUAUGUCCUCUUUUUUUUUUUUUUUUUAAUUGUUUUACAAUUAUAUAUCUACUUUGUUUUGUGUAAACUGUCUAACAUUUUGUCUAAUUUUAGAAGUGUUUUGGGUUGACAGUAUGGGUAUAGUUGAUACAUUAAUACAUUCAAACAUCAAUAGUUUGAUAAUAAAUGAGUAGAAUCAAA
Molecule: messenger RNA, 13466 nt
Organism: Mytilus trossulus (common blue mussel)
Lineage: Eukaryota; Metazoa; Mollusca; Bivalvia; Mytilida; Mytilidae
Exons: 68
Coding region: 212-10729 (3505 amino acids)
Molecular function (GO): protein binding
Source: RefSeq, a predicted model, not a curated record